Etheostoma spectabile (orangethroat darter) is the source of this 826-nucleotide messenger RNA. It is a transcript of the gene hint2, whose product is annotated as histidine triad nucleotide binding protein 2. Gene Ontology annotation, molecular function: catalytic activity. The transcript is spliced from 5 exons. The record is from RefSeq and is a predicted model, not a curated record. NCBI's taxonomy places the organism in Eukaryota, Metazoa, Chordata, Actinopteri, Perciformes, Percidae. Bases 184 to 678 code for a protein of 164 amino acids.
AGAAACCGAUUAAGAGUAGGGCGGGACAUGACUUUGCUAUCCUAGAAAAAAAAAUACUCGCGUACAGUGAAGUGCAGCGAGUUUUCUCGUUUGUGAGAAAGACUUUGACCGUGUAACGUUAGUUUCGUGUUGAAAAACGAAUGAACUUAAAAUAUUUACUUCGGAAACACUAGAAUCGCUGGUAUGUUUUUUCGUCAGAUUUUAAGGACGCAGUUAAUCGGGACAAGAACGCCUCUUCUCAAGCGGUUGCACCGUGUUUGUCAAACCGAGAGGCCACUGUGCUCCAAAAGUGACGAGGUGAGGCUGGCAGAGGAGGCAAGCAAGAAGUAUGGCUCCCCAGCUCCUACCAUCUUCUCCAAAGUGAUUGACAAAAGCAUCCCUGCAGAUAUCAUUUAUGAAGAUGAGAAGUGUUUGGCAUUCAGGGAUAUCAGCCCACAGGCCCCUGUUCACUUCCUGGUUAUUCCAAGGGUCCCUAUUCCCAGGAUUAGUGAGGCCAAAGCUGAUGAUGUAGAGCUCUUAGGACAUUUGUUGGUUGUUGCCAAAAAUGUGGCAAAGCAAGAAUCUCUAAAUGAAGGAUACAGAGUUGUGAUCAACGACGGAAAGCACGGUGCUCAGUCAGUUUACCACCUUCACAUCCACGUCCUGGGAGGAAGACAGAUGACAUGGCCACCAGGAUAAUGGUUUCAUGAGUCUGUUAGUCUUUUCAGGCUUCUUUUAUGCAUUUAAUCCCAAGAGCAUGGAAUGAUAUCUGAUGAGUGUAGUUCAUGUUCUCAUUCAAUCCUUCUGUACAAAAACUCACUUCACCAUGGAAAAAAUGUAAAUAUCU